AUGACAGUGGAAAACAGAAUAAGCAUUUCCAUCGAUAGAGGUGGAACCUUCACUGAUGUUCUUGCUAUCAUCCCUGGAAAAGAAGACUAUGUGUUCAAGUUAUUAUCUGUGGAUCCAAGCAACUACAAGGACGCGAACAUUGAAGGAAUAAGAAGAGUACUUGAACAUGCUCAUGGUGUGAAAAUCCCUAGGAAUGUUCCCCUUGACACUUCUACGAUUGAGAGUAUCAAGCUCGGUACCACUGUUGCAACAAAUGCUUUGUUGGAAAGAAAAGGUGUACCAACGGCCUUAAUAACUACUGAAGGAUUUAAAGAUAUUCUCCAUAUUGGAAACCAGUCUCGUCCAGACUUGUUCGCCCUCAACAUCGUCAAACCUGAGGCUUUGUACAAGAAGGUUGUUGAAGUCGAAGAGAGAGUCACUUUACCCGCUUUCACCGAAGAUGCUAAAGGAUAUGAUGCGAAAGACUUGCUCAAUGGCCAAACCUAUGUGUUGGGUGAAACUAAAGAAGUCGUCAAGAUUAUCAAACCUCUCAACGUGGACAAGACUAGGGCUCAAUUGCUUGAGUUGAAGCAGCAAGGAAUCGUAUCUGUUGCCGUAGUGUUGAUCCAUGGCUACAACUAUCAAGAACACGAGAAACAAAUUGGUGCAUUAGCAAAUGAACUCGGGUUUGUUAAUGUCACCUUGUCCCACAAGGUGUUGCCCAUGAUUAAGGCCGUUAACAGAGGCCAAUCUGCAUGUGUCGAUGCUUAUCUUACGCCUAUUGUCCAAGAAUACAUCAAGGGUUUGAUUAGUGGGUUUGAGGAAGGAUUCGAAAAACAUACCAGGGUCGAGUUCAUGAUGUCAGAUGGUGGUUUGUGUGACUACAAAAAGUUCACGGGGUUGAAGUCUUUAUUAUCGGGACCAGCUGGUGGAGUUGUUGGACAAGCUAGGACCUGCUUUGAUAUUGAUGAUGGAACUCCAACUAUUGGAUUUGAUAUGGGUGGUACUUCUACUGAUGUCAGUAGAUACGCUGGGUUGGCUUUCGAACAUGUCUUUGAAACCACCACUGCUGGGAUUAAGUUGGCGGCUCCUCAGCUUGACAUCAAUACUGUUGCUGCAGGGGGAAGUUCCAUUUUAUCCUACAGAAACGGUCUUUACCAAGUUGGUCCUGAAAGUGCAAGUGCUCAUCCAGGUCCAGUGUGUUACCGUAAAAAUGGGCCUAACUUAACCAUUACUGAUGCUAAUUUGAUGUGUGGAAGAAUCUUACCUGAGUUCUUUCCUAAGAUCUUUGGUGAAACUGAAGACCAACCGUUGGACAAAGAGGCUGUCAUUAAGAGAUUCACCGAAAUGGCUGAAGUUAUCAACGCUGAUAAUCCAAACAUGACUCCCAAGACCCCGUAUGAAAUUGCUCUUGGGUUUUUGGACGUGGCCAAUGUGGCUAUGGCCAAACCAAUUAGGCAAUUGACUGAAAACAAGGGUUUUGAUGUCACUAAACAUAACUUGGCUUCUUUCGGUGGUGCUGGUGGGCAACAUGCCACUUCUAUUGCUAGAGCAUUAAAAAUGAAGAGAAUUGUCAUUCAUAAGUAUUCUUCGAUCUUGUCUGCCUAUGGUAUUGCCUUAUCUGACGUUGUUCACGAAGCUCAAGAACCAUCUUUGACCGUUUAUAAUUCGUCAUCUAAAGACUACUUAUUGGACAGAUGUACUGCGUUAAAAGAGAAGGUUGCUUUGGAGUUGGCUGAACAAGGAAUUUCGGAUGUUGAUUACCAAGUAUUUUUCAACAUGGGUUACAAAGGUUCUGAUUCCAAAUUGAUGAUCUUGCAAUCCGACAAAGACUUCUUGACUUCCUUUUACGACACUCAUCAGAGAGAGUUUUCUUUUAAUAACUUCAAGAAAGAAGUCAUCGUUAAUGACAUCAGAGUCAGAGGAAGUGGUUCUGUCAACAGAAUUCAAGAAAGGUCCCCUUUCAAGGAUUUGGCGGAAAUAACCCAGGUUCCGGUCGCAGACGGAUUGGAAAAGAUCUUAUCUCCUGUCUACUUCAAUGGGGGGUUCCAAGAGUCUAAAGUGUAUUUAUUAGGAGACUUGCCAGUUGGAUCGCAGAUUAAGGGACCAGCCUUAGUAUUGGACUCCACCCAGACUUUACUUGUGGAUCCGAACUCCGUGUUGACUGUUUUGCCCAGACAUGUCGUGGUGGACUUGGACUACAACUCCAUUGAUACCAAUAAGAACUUAUCCAUCGAUGCUGUCGAUCCAGUACAAUUGUCUGUGUUUUCACAUAGAUUCAUGUCCAUUGCUGAGUCUAUGUGUACGACGUUACAAAAGAUUUCCGUCAGUGCCAACAUCAAAGAAAGACUCGAUUUCAGUUGUGCCUUAUUUGAUGAAUGCGGAAACUUGGUUGCAAAUGCACCAUCAGUUCCAGUUCACUUAUGUGCCAUGUCUUUCGCAGUUAAGUAUCAGAUUAAUUAUUGGGGAUCUGACUUGAAACCUGGUGAUAUCUUAGCAACCAACCAUCCGAAGGCUAUGGGAACCCAUUUACCAGAUAUCACGAUUAUCUCCCCAGUUUUCAUUGAAGGGAAAAUCCGGUUUUUCGUGGGGUCUAGAGCCCAUCAUGCAGAGAUUGGUGGAACAGUCGCCGGUUCAAUGGACUCAUCUGCCACUAGCCUUGAUCUGGAAGGUGCAAAGUUUGUGGCUUGGAAGGUUGUUCAAAACGGAGUGUUUGAUGAUGCCGGAGUACAGAAAUACUUUGUUGAUGACUUAAAGAAAAUUCCAGGAUCUUCUCCCUCCAGGAAACUUAGUGACAACAUUUCUGACUUGAAAGCUGCUAUUGCUGCCAACCAAAAAGGUAUCAACUUAUUGAGUGAUGUUUUCAACGAGUACGACACUGAGUAUGUUUUAUUCUAUAUGAGAAGUAUCAAGGAUACUACCGAAGCAGCUGUCCGAUCAUUCUUGAAAAAGUUAGCCAAACAGAAAGGAAGUAAGCCUUUGACUGCCGUCGACUAUAUGGAUGACGGAGCCCGUAUACAAUUGAAAAUCACCAUUGAUGAAGCUAAAGGAAGUGCUGUGUUUGAUUUCACCGGUACAGCAGAAGAAACUUUCAACUGUUUCAACGCCCCAUCUUCUGUGACCUCUUCAUGUAUCGCCUACUGUAUGAGAUGUCAUAUCACAGAAGGAGACUUGCCUUUGAAUGAAGGAAUGCUUUCUCCAAUUGAGGUGAUUAUUCCACCUGGUACCGUAUUGAAUCCUAGUGUAACAGCUGCUGUUUCUGGAGGUAAUGGAAUCACCUCUCAGAAGAUUGCCGAUGUUAUCAUGAAGGCCUUGGGAACGGUUGCAGCCUCGUAUGGGUGUAUGAACUGUAUUACUUUUGGUCAGGGUGGAUACGAUAAAGAAACUGGUGAAAUGAUUCCUGGUUUCGGGUUCGUCGAAACUAUAGGUGGAGGUUCGGGUGCAGGAAAUGGUUUCCACGGAUUCAGUGGUACCCAGUGUAAUAUGACUAACACCCUUAUGACUGACCCUGAGGUGUUGGAACAGAGGUAUCCUGUUGUCUUGAAACAGUUCCGUGUACGUGAAGGAAGUGCUGGUAUCGGAAAGUGGAAUGGAGGUGAAGGAUUGAUUAGAGAGCUCCAAUUCACAUCUGCUUGCCACGCUUCGAUCUUAACUCAAAGAAGAGUUUUUAGACCAUACGGAAUGGCUGGUGGAGGUGAAGGAGGAAGAGGAGAAAACAGACUUGGAAAGAUUAGGGCUGACGGAAAGACGAUCGACUGGAAGCACGUAGGCCCAACAGCUGAGAUCGAAAUCGAUAUAGGUGAUAUCAUCAAGAUCUCAACUCCUGGAGGUGGAGGCUAUGGAGUUGCAAAUGAAGAAAGUGAACCGUCUACCUCGGUUGUGAAACCGUCAACAGUUGUCACUGCUGGUGGCAGUUUCUACCAGUAUAGAGAAGCUAUGAACAGUUCGCAAUAGGCAUGUUCACUAUAGGUUUUUAGUAUAUUUUACCAUAUGUUUG
Yamadazyma tenuis ATCC 10573 is the source of this 3976-nucleotide messenger RNA. Its product is annotated as 5-oxoprolinase. NCBI's taxonomy places the organism in Eukaryota, Fungi, Ascomycota, Pichiomycetes, Serinales, Debaryomycetaceae. Gene Ontology annotation, molecular function: 5-oxoprolinase (ATP-hydrolyzing) activity. Gene Ontology annotation, biological process: glutathione metabolic process. Gene Ontology annotation, cellular component: cytosol. The record is from RefSeq and is a predicted model, not a curated record.